GAGGAGACUGAGGUAAAGUUGGGAGCGCAGCGGCGUUGGCGGCGGCGGCGGCGGCAGCGGCAGCGCGGCGGGGCCGGGUAUUGUCCGCGGCCCCUUUAAAUCCGCGAUCCCCCUUCUACACUCCCUCCUUUCUCCCCUACCCCCGCCGUAUCCUCCUCCCUCGUAUUCUACCUUGUAAAUACUGUUAUUUGUAUAUACUGUAAAUGAUGACGUCGGUGGGCGCUAACCGAGCCCGGGGAAACUGGGAACAACCUCAAAACCAAAACCAGACACAGCACAAGCAGCGACCACAGGCCACUGCAGAACAAAUUCGACUUGCACAGAUGAUUUCGGACCAUAAUGAUGCUGACUUUGAAGAGAAGGUGAAACAAUUGAUUGAUAUCACAGGCAAGAACCAGGAUGAAUGUGUGAUUGCUUUGCAUGACUGCAAUGGAGAUGUCAACAGAGCCAUCAAUGUUCUGCUGGAAGGAAACCCAGACACGCAUUCCUGGGAGAUGGUCGGGAAGAAGAAGGGAGUCUCAGGACAGAAGGAUGGUGGCCAGAUGGAAUCCAAUGAGGAAGGCAAAGAAAGUCGAGACCGGGACAGAGACUAUAGUCGGCGACGUGGUGGGCCACCAAGACGGGGACGAGGUGCCAGCCGUGGACGAGAGUGUAUGCAUGGGGCUUUAUCAAAACCAACUGUGGUUCGGGGUCAGGAAAAUGGAUUGGAUGGCGCCAAGAGUGGAGCACCUUCUGGAAGAGGCACAGAAAGAGGCAGAAGAGGCCGUGGCCGAGGCAGAGGUGGCUCUGGUAGGCGGGGAGGGAGGUUUUCUGCUCAAGGAAUGGGAACCUUUAACCCAGCUGAUUAUGCAGAGCCAGCCAAUACUGAUGAUAACUAUGGCAACAGCAGCGGCAAUACGUGGAACAACACUGGUCACUUUGAACCAGAUGAUGGGACGAGACUUGAUUUCAUUGGGGUUGAGGGGUCAAAUUAUCCCCGAAAAUUUGAGACUGCUCCUGGUGCAUGGAGGACUGCAACAGAGGAGUGGGGAACUGAAGAUUGGAAUGAAGAUCUUUCUGAGACCAAGAUCUUCACUGCCUCUAAUGUGUCUUCAGUGCCUCUGCCUGCGGAGAAUGUGACAAUCACUGCUGGUCAGAGAAUUGACCUAGCUGUUCUGUUGGGGAAGACACCAUCUUCAAUGGAGAAUGAUUCAUCUAAUCUGGAUCCAUCUCAGGCUCCUUCUCUGGCCCAGCCUCUAGUGUUCAGUAACUCGAAGCAGAGUGCCAUAUCACAGUCUGCUUCAGGGAACACGUUUUCUCAUCACAGUAUGGUGAGCAUGUUAGGGAAAGGAUUUGGUGAUGUCGGUGAAGCUAAAGGUGGCAGUACCACGGGCUCCCAGUUCUUGGAGCAAUUCAAGACUGCUCAGGCGCUGGCUCAGCUGGCAGCUCAGCAUUCUCAAUCUGGCAGCACCACCACCUCCUCUUGGGACAUGGGCUCAACAACACAGUCCCCAUCACUGGUGCAGUAUGAUUUGAAGAACCCAAAUGAUUCAACAGUACAUAGCCCCUUUACAAAGCGCCAGGCUUUCACCCCAUCUUCAACCAUGAUGGAGGUGUUCCUUCAGGAGAAGCCACCUGCAGUGGCUACCUCCACAGCUGCACCUCCACCUCCCUCUUCUCCUCUGCCAAGCAAAUCCACCUCAGCUCCACAGAUGUCUCCUGGGUCUUCAGACAACCAAUCCUCCAGCCCUCAGCCAGCUCAGCAGAAACUGAAACAGCAGAAGAAAAAGGCCUCCUUGACUUCUAAGAUUCCUGCUCUGGCUGUGGAGAUGCCUGGCUCAGCAGAUAUCUCAGGGCUAAACCUGCAGUUUGGGGCAUUGCAGUUUGGAUCAGAGCCUGUCCUUUCUGAUUAUGAGUCCACCCCCACCACGAGCGCCUCUUCAAGCCAGGCUCCAAGUAGCCUGUAUACCAGCACGGCCAGUGAAUCUUCAUCUACAGUUUCAUCUAAUCAGAGUCAGGAGUCUGGUUAUCAGAGCGGCCCAAUUCAGUCAACAAGCUAUACCUCCCAAAAUAAUGCUCAGGGCCCUCUUUAUGAACAGAGAUCUACACAGACUCGACGGUACCCCAGCUCCAUCUCUUCAUCACCCCAAAAGGACCUGACUCAGGCAAAGAAUGGCUUCAGUUCUGUGCAGGCCACGCAGUUGCAGACUACGCAAUCUGUUGAAGGUGCUACAGGCUCUGCAGUGAAAUCUGACUCAACUUCCACUUCUAGCAUCCCUCCUCUCAAUGAAACGGUAUCUGCAGCUUCCUUACUGACGACAACCAAUCAGCAUUCGUCCUCCUUAGGUGGCUUAAGCCACAGUGAGGAGAUUCCAAAUACUACCACCACACAACACAGCAGCACAUUAUCUACGCAGCAGAAUACCCUUUCGUCAUCAACAUCUUCUGGGCGCACUUCAACAUCCACUCUUUUGCACACAAGUGUGGAGAGUGAGGCGAAUCUCCAUUCUUCCUCCAGCACUUUCUCUACCACGUCCAGCACAGUCUCUGCACCUCCCCCAGUGGUCAGCGUCUCCUCCAGUCUCAAUAGUGGCAGUAGCCUGGGCCUCAGCCUAGGCAGCAACUCCACUGUCACAGCCUCGACUCGAAGCUCAGUUGCUACUACUUCAGGAAAAGCUCCUCCCAACCUCCCUCCUGGGGUUCCGCCGUUGUUGCCUAAUCCAUAUAUUAUGGCUCCAGGGUUGUUACAUGCCUACCCGCCACAAGUAUAUGGUUAUGAUGACUUGCAGAUGCUUCAGACAAGAUUUCCAUUGGAUUACUACAGCAUCCCAUUUCCCACACCUACCACUCCACUGACUGGGAGGGAUGGUAGCUUGGCCAGCAACCCUUAUUCUGGUGACCUCACAAAGUUCGGUCGUGGGGAUGCCUCCUCCCCAGCUCCGGCCACAACCUUGGCCCAGCCCCAACAGAAUCAGACGCAGACUCACCACACCACGCAGCAGACAUUCCUGAAUCCGGCGCUGCCUCCUGGCUACAGUUACACCAGCCUGCCAUACUACACAGGGGUCCCGGGCCUCCCCAGCACCUUCCAGUAUGGGCCUGCUGUGUUCCCUGUGGCUCCUACCUCUUCCAAGCAGCAUGGUGUGAAUGUCAGUGUGAAUGCAUCGGCCACCCCUUUCCAACAGCCGAGUGGAUAUGGGUCUCAUGGAUACAACACUGGUGUAUCAGUCACCUCCAGUAACACGGGCGUGCCAGAUAUCUCGGGUUCUGUAUACUCCAAAACCCAGCAGUCCUUUGAGAAACAAGGUUUUCAUUCCGGUACUCCUGCUGCCUCCUUCAACUUGCCUUCAGCCCUAGGAAGUGGGGGGCCCAUCAAUCCGGCCACAGCUGCUGCCUACCCACCUGCCCCCUUUAUGCACAUUCUGACCCCCCAUCAGCAGCCGCACUCCCAGAUCCUUCACCAUCACCUGCAGCAGGAUGGCCAGCUACCAUAUUUGCAGAUGAUUCUCUGUUGCCAGCGCCAGCAGGAGGAGCAGACGGGCAGCGGGCAACGUAGCCAGACCAGCUCCAUCCCGCAGAAGCCCCAGACCAACAAGUCUGCCUACAACAGCUACAGCUGGGGGGCCAACUGAGGCCCUGACCCUCUUCUCCUGGUCCCAUCUUCUGAGAGGGCUUCUCAGCCUGGAAUCUAUGGAAGCAGCAUCAAAGAGAGAAAGAAAUGGGGGGGGAUUCCGCUGCCCCCCAGUCCCAGCGGCCCACCCUAUGCCUCAGCUUCAUGUCUGUCCCAUUCCCAUACCAUUCCUACUCUGUUGUAUGUAUUAUAGGAUUUGUAUUUUAUCCUUUUUCUUUCCUUCCUUUCCUCUUCCUCCUCCUUCCCCCUUGCAUUCAAGAUUAUGAAACUUGCUGUGGGCCCUGCCCUUCCUUUGCUUCCUCCUGUUCACCCUGGUGGUGUAUGGGUGAAGUGGGGAGGAGGGACUCCCAAAUAUAUAUCAGCCCAACAGCCCUAAGUCUCCUCCUUUAUUAUUAGGAAAACAAAACAACAACGAAAAAAUGGCGUCAUGAAUAUGAACAGCAUUGUCAGAUGAAUUAGUUGAAGUGGUUUUUUUUUGUUUGUUUUAUUUUGUACUGUGUCCUCAAAUUUAAUGGAUUAAUGUGUCUUGUAUAUAUAAAAAGAAAACCUCUA
Molecule: messenger RNA, 4162 nt
Organism: Cynocephalus volans (Philippine flying lemur)
Lineage: Eukaryota; Metazoa; Chordata; Mammalia; Dermoptera; Cynocephalidae
Gene: UBAP2L
Product: ubiquitin associated protein 2 like
Exons: 29
Coding region: 204-3611 (1135 amino acids)
Biological process (GO): hematopoietic stem cell homeostasis
Cellular component (GO): cytoplasm; nucleus
Molecular function (GO): protein binding
Source: RefSeq, a predicted model, not a curated record